Leopardus geoffroyi (Geoffroy's cat) is the source of this 1949-nucleotide messenger RNA. Its product is annotated as translation initiation factor IF-2-like. The transcript is spliced from 3 exons. Lineage: Eukaryota; Metazoa; Chordata; Mammalia; Carnivora; Felidae. The record is from RefSeq and is a predicted model, not a curated record. Bases 1 to 972 code for a protein of 323 amino acids.
AUGCGCAUGCGCGCUCUGGACACUCCGCCCCCUACCUCCCCGCGGCUCAGCUGUACCGCCCCCUGUUCCCCGCUUUUUCUUACUCCUCCCCACUUUCUGCAGCGUGAAAUAGGUCUCGUCCAGAGACCACGUUUUGGACGCGCCCUCCGUGUUCGAGUUUUGCGGCGUGCCAAGGCUGUGCGCCUGCGCAGUUCCAUCUUUCGCGCCUUUGUUUACGCUUCCAAUUCGGAGGCCACAUUUAGCCUCCUCUCGGCGCCUCCUGCGCGGCGCCAUCUUGUCUUCGCCCGGCAGACCUCGCCUUGUUCGAAGUUGAGAGAGAAGGAGCAGGAGUCUGCGAAAGGGCGUUGGGUGGGGGCGGCGUGGCUCCCCGUCUCCUGUGCUCUCGGCGUCUCCAGAAGGAACGGCACCGGCGGGAGGACGGUCGGCGCCGAAGCUGCGCACAGGGCCCGUGUCUGUCUCUCCCCCGGUUCGCCCGGGCCUCCGAGGCUGGGUGCUUGGGCAGCUGCCGGGCCGGGACCGCGAAGCAGAAGAGGAGGCGGCGGGGAAGGCGAUCCCAGGCCCUGCGAGGCUCGGCACAUGCCCGAGGGCUCUCUCCCACCCCGUCGGCCCCGCCGGCCCCGCCGCGUGCUGGGCGUGAACAGCAGCGGGGCCGGCGGGCCCAGCGGCCCCUCUUGGGAAAGGGGCCCUCGGACCGCCGGGUGGGAACGAUGCCCUCCGCCCCCCAGCGCUGGGACCCCAGCUCUCAGCCCUCCUGGUGGAGGUGGGCCUGGCCGUCACACCCUGGCGGCCGGGCGCCGCCGCAGCCACCACGCUGUCGAGCGGCCGUUCUUGGCCGUACUCAGCAGGGUCACACGGGACGUCGGGGACGCGGUGGUGGGGCUGCUGGGGAGAUGCGCCGCGAGCAGGCCGCCCCCAGCGGGGUGGAUGUUGGACCUUCUACUAGGCUACGAGACCGGAACGGUCGCGUCCUGACCCCCAGCCAUUGCUCCUUGACCCUCAGUCGUGGUGCAGGCUGUGGCUGUACGGGAGGCCCUUUCUAGAUUCUGGACACUGGCUGUCCCGGGGUGCCACCCACUCCCACCAGGGAGACCGCCACUGGGAGGACUUCAGGGUCGGCUUGGUGGGUGGCUCAGGCUGGAGGCAUGUUGUUCCUAGGAGCACAGAGGAGAAUUGCACGUGCAGGGCAGGGUACCUGCUGCUGCCAGGGCUGAUGAAACCCUUUGCAGGUGAGAGAGGAGCAGGGGCAAGGCAGAGCAUUCCGUUGCUAAGGGGCCUUGGGAAAGGAAAUGGCACAGCUGUCUGGCUCCCUGAGACUCAGCCGCGGAAGGCGCAGAAAGGCACGGGACAAGAAACUCACGGCUUUUCAUCCCAGCCAGAAGGACGGGGGAAAGCGAGGACAGAGGAAACGGAGGAUGCGUCCUGAGGACCGGUGGUGAGCAGGGCGCGGACGCACGCGCUGCCGGUAGCCAGGUGGAGAGAACUCACCAUCGCGGACACGGUGAAGUCUCGGGCGUGCAUCUUCUCGGUGAGCCAGUCGACCUUCCUUCGGGUGUUGAUGAAGAUGACUGCCUGCGUGAUGGUCAGGGUCUCGUACAAGUCGCACAGUGUGUCCAGCUUCCACUCCUGGAGGGGGGCGGGGUGGGGGUGGGGAGAUCAGUCAGGGGCUGUACCAGCGACGCACCACCAGGCCCGCCCCCUGCCCCGGGGCCCCACCUCUCGUUCCACAUUGAUGUAGAACUGGCGAAUACCCUCCAGGGUCAACUCCUCCUUCUUGACCAGAAUUCGAAUGGGGUCCCUCAUGAACUUCUUGGUCACCUCGAGCACAUCGGAAGGCAUCGUAGCAGACAGCAAGACCACCUAAGGGAAGAGAGAAGCCUCGGGGUAGGGGCUCCUCCACGAUGCCUGCCCCCUCAAACAGAAGCCGGCGUGUAAAGAGGCCCGAAGCGAGA